AUGGGGGUGAUGGGGGCAGAUCUCCAGUCCACCGCCAGUCCAACACCAGUCCACCGCCAGUCCACCACCAGUCCAACACCAGUCCACCACCAGUUCACCACCAGUUCACCACCAGUCCAACACCAGUCCACCGCCAGUCCAAAACCAGUCCAACACCAGCCCAACACCAGUCCAACACCAGCCACCGCCAGUCCAACACCAGUCCACCACCAGUUCAACGCCAGUCCACCACCAGUCCAAAACCAGUCCACCGCCAGUCCAACACCAGUCCAACACCAGUCCACCGCCAGUCCAACACCAGUCCAACACCAGUCCACCACCAGUCCACCACCAGCCCAACACCAGCCCAACACCAGUCCACCACCAGUCCAACGCCAGUCCACCACCAGUCCAACGCCAGUCCACCGCCAGUCCACCGCCAGUCCACCGCCAGUCCACCGCCAGCCCAACGCCAGCCCAACGCCAGUCCACCGCCAGUCCAACGCCAGUCCAACACCAGUCCACCACCAGUCCACCCCCAGUCCACCACCAGUUCACCCCCAGUCCACCCCCAGUCCAACACCAGUCCAACACCAGUCCACCACCAGUCCAACACCAGUCCAACACCAGUCCACCACCAGUCCACCACCAGUCCAACACCAGUCCAACACCAGUCCACCACCAGUCCAACACCAGUCCACCCCAGUCCACCACCAGUCCACCACCAGUCCACCCCCAGUCCAACACCAGUCCAACACCAGCCCACCACCAGUCCAACUAGUAUUACCCCACCAGUCCACCCCCAGUCCAACACCAGUCCAACACCAGUCCACCAUCAGUCCACCCCCAGUUCACCCCCAGUCCAACACCAGUCCAACACCAGUCCAACACCAGUCCACCCCCAGUCGACCCCCAGUCCACCACCAGUCCAACACCAGUCCAACACCAGUCCAACACCAGUCCAACACCAGUCCAACACCAGCCCGCAUCUUCUUAGUCUUUUAA
Molecule: messenger RNA, 984 nt
Organism: Oncorhynchus tshawytscha (Chinook salmon)
Lineage: Eukaryota; Metazoa; Chordata; Actinopteri; Salmoniformes; Salmonidae
Product: extensin-1-like
Exons: 2
Coding region: 1-984 (327 amino acids)
Source: RefSeq, a predicted model, not a curated record